CUUCAAAGUAUAUGGAUACCUUUUCUUACACAAAUAUUUAAAAGUUAAAAAGAUCAUUGAGAAAAGUGCAUUAUUGUGGAUUAUUUGUAAAUAAAUUAAUAAGGAGAUGAAAUGUAUUAAGUGUACAGUUGGAAAUAGUUUAUUGCUUGAUAAAAUAUUAAAGAAAUUCUAGGAGAGUGAUUUAAGAAUCCAUGAUUUUAAGAAAAUAACAAAUACAAUGACAAUGUGUCGUGAGAUGAUGGAAUUUCAUAAGUCUGAAUUCUAAGUAUUGGUAUACAAUUAAAGUGAAUGAAUGUGUAGGUUUCCCGUAAAUUGGUGAUCAAAAGAAAAUUCAGAAGAAGAAAUACAUAUGUAUGCAUGCAUGUACAAAAAAAUAUACUGCUUCAAAUAUUUGAAUGAUCCAUCCUCAUUAUGGUUCUUGAUUCAAUCUUUUUCAUACAACAUAAAUUUUUUGAUGAAUUGAAUUUUUUUAAAAACUUGAGAAUCAAUAAGAAUACGAUUGGAAAAAUAAAUCUGCUAUUCAAUGCAAUAAAGUUGCAUCAAAACAUAAUCGAGAGAGAUUGAGAGACUCACAUAAAUUAUUCACAAAAAUUAAAAGACUUAACGAAAUGCCAAUUUUUAAGAAAAAUCUAUGGUCCAUAAUGAAUUCACAGCGAAAUUUAACUUUUAUAUUACUUCUACUACACUUGAUGAGUAACAUACACGCUUAUAAAUAUGAUGCUGAGACAAAUUUAGGGACUUCCAUAGUUAAUAAUCCAGAAUCAACAGAUGCACCCACAGGAGAUGAAGUGCAACUUCAAUGUGAAUUAAAUUUACCACCUGAGAAAGUUGAAUUUCUGUUUCGACCUCAAAAUAGUACGCCCAACGAGCGAGACAUUUUAAUAGAUAUUCAUAAAAUGAUGUCAUACAACAUAACAACAAGAGAAAGGCUCUCGAAAUUGCAUGUUUAUGUGAAUCAGAAAACGGUCGGUGAUUAUCGUUGUGUGGCAUGGUUCGGUGCUUCUGCUCAUGCAUCAACUUCUGCACGCUUAAGAAUUGCAUCAAUUUAUUUGGAUGAUAAAGACACACAUAAGCCACCUAUUCAUCUGAAAAUUGCUCCGAAAAAUAGUAUAAUUCUACGUUGUGGAAAUGUUACGUCAGUUCCUGAUCCAGUUUGGAGUUUUUACAAAGAUGACGUUUUACUUCCAACAUACAAUCAAGUGCAAAGUAAAUAUGGGGGUUAUAUAUUAAAAAAUGUAUCUGCAAAUGACUCUGGAGUAUAUAGUUGCUCUGCAAUGAACACAGUAGCAGGAAUAGAAAUUAAAAUGCCCCAACGUUAUGUUCUUCAUGUGACGCCAACAUCACGUAGUCCUCCCACAUUUUCAAUGGAACCGAUAAUGAGUUUUUCAGCAAAACUUGGAGAAAAUGUAUUACUUGAGUGUUCCGGAGUAUCUAAUCCAAUUUUUAAAACAACAUGGAGUAGGCCGCAUGCAUACUUAAAUCUAAAUGACCCAAGAGUAGCACAACUACCAUAUGGAUUACAAAUUAACAAUGUGUCCGCUAAAGAUGAAGGAAUUUACAUUUGUAGACUAGACAACGGCGAAAAUCCAGUCAAGAUUCAUACCAUAUCAUUAUAUGUCCUUCAGAUGCCAAAAAUUUUGAAAGGACCACGAACUUCUCUUACUAAUGAAAGUGAUUCAUUGGAACUAGAGUGUCAUGUUGCUAAUGCUAAGCUCAUUUACUGGAUGAUCAACGGGAUCAAUACACAAUUUGAUCCUCUUAUUAAACAUGAUGAAUUUAAAAUUUUCAUUUCAUCUGUUGAAAAGAAGCAUGCUGGAAUAGUUCAGUGCUUUGGAAGAAAUGAGCUAGGAGAAGUUAGUGAAGGAGCAUUGCUUCAAGUCAAGCCAAAACAGAUUGACAGUGAAGGAAAAUUAAUUCCUUUAGGAAUGCCACACAAAUCGAAAUCGCGAAACAGCAAUCGAAUUUUUAAUACAAAACGAAAGAACAGAGGACCUAAUCUGCCAAGUAUUUCAAAACCAAACAUCACGAGAUUGAGUGAUGAGUCUGUGAUGGUUAAGUGGUCCGUAUCUCAACAGAUAUCCUCAGCAUCACUUCCAAUUCAAUUUUUUAAAGUUCAAUACAUUGCCAUACCAUAUGAUAAUCAGAAAGGGAAGAAUGAGGAUUGGAUUACUCUCUCGGAAGAUAUUUCUCCUCAUUUGAGAUCAUAUGAGAUCCAUAAUUUGAAACCAGACAAAUAUAAAUUUCGAAUUUCAGCAGUAUACUCUAAUAAUGAUAAUCGACAAAGUCCAAUUAGGCGCUUUCAUUUAAGGCGCAUUAAGCAAAACAAUAAAUCAAGUCUUCCAAUUCCUACAGAAAUACACAUAGAGCCUCUUUCUGAAACAGAAGUUAAAAUUAAAUGGUCAGUUCCUGAAAGCAGCUAUCAAAAUUUUGGCGGAUUUUACAUUAGUUAUAGACCAACAACAUCAGCUGAUGAUUACCUAGUAGUGUCAUGUGAAGGUGCUCAAAAAAGACAAUACACAAUCCGAUUUUUGGAACCUGGCAUGAUUUAUGAAUUCAAAAUUCAGAGCUUCUCAUCAAUGGCAGCUUCAGAAUUCAGUUCGAUUAUUACUGGACGGACACUAAAGCCUACAUUACCUCCACGUGUAACCACAAGUCCGACAGUUAAAUCAGUUUUGAAAGACAAUAAGAAUCAGUUUUCAUUGCUGCCAUUUGUCGUUGGAGCGAUUGGCGGAUGUGCACUUUUGUUCCUCUUAUUUAUACUUGGCUUCAUAGCUUUGAAAAAGCGUCGUGACAUUGUAAAUCAGAGUGAUGAACAAGAAAGCAAAGGCAAUCCAAAUCACAUCCAAGCAGAUCCAAUGGCUAAUAACAGGAGACAUCUAAAUGGAAUAAUUCGUAUUAAUAUCACUCCGAAUCCAUUAUCAGAAGAGAAAAAUGACAUGAACGGUUUAGGUAUUCCGAUUUCACCUCAUCAGCCAUCUCCGAUACAACAACUGCCACCAUUAAGUGCCAAACGAAAGACUUUGGAGAGAAAUAUAAGAAAUACACAAUUAUCAGGUGGCACGGAAUCAACAAAAACGAUGAUUGAAGGUGAUCUUGGCAUUCCAAUUCGGCCGUCUUCAAUAAAGCGCCAGACACAUAACAGUUCUAGCAAUAAUAACAAUAGUCCACGAAUUAAAAGAAAUCAUGUACAGAGAUCACCCUUACCACCAAGGACUAAACGGAUGGGUGAUAUAGGACAUUCAACAGCUAGUCUUAAUAGUGUAAAUAGUAUAGAGGUGUAGGAUUCAUAGUUCCUUAGAAUAGUGACAUAAGUUAAAAGUACAUAACAUAUUUACUCUCAAUGUUGAGGGAAAUGUAAUUGAGAACAGAAAUGACAAAUUAAUUUUCUCUGCAAUCUUAGAAAAGCUUUUUUGGAUAAAUUGUGAUGCCAAAUUUCUUAUGAAGU
Molecule: messenger RNA, 3445 nt
Organism: Chironomus riparius
Lineage: Eukaryota; Metazoa; Arthropoda; Insecta; Diptera; Chironomidae
Source: the annotation of a GenBank genome assembly